AUGGCGGCGGCGGGCGCGGGGCGGGCGGCGGCGCGGCCGCGGCCGGGGCAGGCCCAGUUCCGCGGCUGCUUGGUCGGGGCGCUGCUGGGUGACUGCCUGGGCGCCGUCUUCGAGGGCAGGAGCGUCGUGAAGCUGCCCGAGCUGCUGCGCUUCCUCGGCGGCCUGGAGCCGGCGCCCGGCGCGGAGGAGCCGCCCGGCAGCGCCCGCAGAGAAACACUUUCGUACACGGAUGACACAGCCAUGAGCAGGUCUGUGGUACAGUCCCUGCUCGCCAAGCGAGAAUUUGAUGAAGUUGAUAUGGCCAAGAGGUUUGCUGAGGAGUACAAGAAGGAACCCAACAGGGGUUAUGGGAUGGCUGUUGUCAAUGUGUUUAAGAAACUCCUGAGCCCCAAGUGCAGUGAUGUGUUUGAACCAGCAAGAGCACAGUUUAAUGGAAAAGGCUCCUAUGGAAAUGGCGGUGCCAUGAGGGUGGCAGGCAUUCCACUGGUUUAUUCUGAUGUCCAGGAUGUUAAGAAGUUUGCAAAGCUCAGUGCUGAGCUAACCCAUGCCAACUCCCUAGGCUACAAUGGAGCCAUUCUGCAGGCCCUGGCAGUGCAUCUGGCUCUGCAGGGAGAACUUAGCAAGGAGAGUUUCCUUGAGCAGCUUAUUAGCCACAUGGAAGAUGUAGAAGCGGAUGAUAGGUCUCUUACUGAUGCCCGAGCGCUAGGAUUUGAGGAUUUACCAUUUUCAAGGCGUCUAAAGAAGAUAAAGGAAUUUUUGGAGCUCAGCAGUGUUCCCAAAGCAGAUGUAUUGUUUGAACUAGGCAAUGGCAUUGCUGCUCUGCGGUCUGUCCCUACUGCAAUUUACUCCUUCUUGCGCUGUAUGGAAGCUGACCCAGAUAUUCCUGAUCACUACAGCAACCUGCAAAGAACCAUCAUCUACUGUAUCUCUCUGGGUGGAGACACAGACACCAUUGCUACCAUGGCAGGAGCCAUUGCAGGGGCUUACUAUGGGGAAGAACAGAUACCCCCAAGUUGGGAGCAGAGCUGUGAAGCUUUUCAAGAGACAGAGAAGCUGGCAAAUAGCUUGUAUGAACUCUACUGCCAGCGGCUCUGAGCCUCGAAGGGAAGGUGUUUUCUGAAAGUAAAGCAGGUGGUUACCUCUGCUUUUCUGGUUGGAAAGUUUGUGGUGGAUCCACACCAUCUACAGAUGCCAGUGAGCCUCCACCUGAGAAAGACAUCUGCUGAUGUGACUUGUGAGCUGGAAGCAAGAGCAGACUUUGAAGAAGUGGGACAUACUGUUGGGUUACAUUUUAGCUGGGAAGCGGAUGCAUGUGACGCCUUGGAGAACAGAGUGAUUCUCCACUGAUGUUUACAGCAGCAUCUAGUUCUUCAUAAUAUUAUCUUCAUAAUAUUUCUGCUUUGUCCUGCCAUUAUGCCACUAUCAUUAUAAUUACUGUGAUUCGGGUGGGUGUCUGAAUCCACUGACUUCUUGUUUGAUUUCCUCUACUUUCAUAUACACAGCCUUCAUUUCAGUUGUUAGUGAUCUGUCCUGCAGUAACUUUGAUGUGUUCCGUUCCAUACCCCUCUUAAAACAGUAGUUCGUGUUCAGCUGACCAGCUAAAGGGUAUAGAUGGGAAUCUAUAUAGAGAGGCAUAUCACUGGAGAGCCUGGAGUACAUCCUAUAUGGUGGUACCAAUUACCACCUAUGUUAUAGAGUAAGGAUGCUGGAAGAUAGACCUCAUACAAAGAUUCAGUUCAUUAAAGGCAGAAUGAAAAGUGCCAGAGAUUGGAGAGGGAUUUCUUUGCAUUUCUAGUGGCAUUUUAAGAAAUGCCUUUGGUCCAUGUAGGUAGAAUCCCAGUUGGCUCGUUGCUGUUGGAAGAAGGCAGAAACUUGACAACAUCCUGAUUUAUUACAUUUUGUGUUUCCUUACCUGGCUGACUUUCACCCUGCUGCAGCUGCUCCUGCCAUUUCUUUUUGUUUCCUAAUCCUUGCAUCCUGCAUUCUUAAUCCUGUCCUGUGUAUAUCCAGAGCCCCAAGUAAGAUUGCUGUUUAAAUCUGUGUGUGCAGAUACGUUGUGAAACCUAGUAUUACACAAGGGUUAAAUUCUUGAUUCUGCUGCUGUCAGUGACAAAAAUGACUUCAGCUAGAAACAGGAGUUGCCUCUCUCAGCUUUAAAAUUGUGCUUGGUAAGAAUCUUCUGAAAAUAAUGGGAAAGGCAAGUUUCAGUACGGGCAGCCUGUCAGAGUUUAAAAGAAUUUCUACUUUUGAAGCUGGUAGAAGUGGCCAGAUUUCCAAGAAAGCUCUAUUGCACGAAUUUAAGUUUAAAACCUUUGCCUGAUGGAGCUGGUCAGAGGGGGAAUGACCUGGGCUUGUUUACAGCCAGAAGCAUGUCUAAAAAGGAUUAAAAGGUCUCUAAUAAUUAAAAAACAACAAAAAAGGCAAAUAGUCAUCAUAUGGAAAUGUUUAUAAAUUUGAAUGUGACAGUGUGAUUCUCUAUAAUCUCUCUAAUGCUUCUGUGGACCUGGGAAGUAAAUCUUCUGCUCUGAUGGAGUUUGCUCCCUGUUGACGUUAGCACUUGGUUAGUGUGUGUGUCAGGCUGCAUGCACAUGUAGAAAAUCCGGUUGUAAUAGGAUCAUUCCAGUUUUUCCUGUACUCCCUUCAAGUACCAGUCUUCUGUGUGAUGCUUUAAUGGGUUUUCCUUGUAUAAAUAUGGGUAUCUUGUCUUGUGAACAUGUGGAAUUAUGGUCUACUGUAUAUUUAUGGAUUGUGCUGCAGAUCUAAGUUGUAAAAUGUCAUUUUUUUUUCAAAUUGCUUUGACAGAGAUGUCAACAUUUUUUGACAGAGUUAUUUAAAAGAAGAAAUUCUCCUUUUAAAGCAGCUUUAAAAUUUUUAACGUGUGGCAUUUAAGAACAAUGAACAUAUUUCCUGUUAAAAAAUACAGCUUAUUUUAGGCCAGAAUUUAACUGUUCACUAACAUUCAGCUCUCACGUUCUUGGAAAGAAAUAAAUCACUUAGCUAUCUUUGUUAA
Rhea pennata is the source of this 3010-nucleotide messenger RNA. It is a transcript of the gene ADPRS, whose product is annotated as ADP-ribosylserine hydrolase. NCBI's taxonomy places the organism in Eukaryota, Metazoa, Chordata, Aves, Rheiformes, Rheidae. The coding region runs from base 1 to 1095 and encodes 364 amino acids. The record is from RefSeq and is a predicted model, not a curated record. The transcript is spliced from 6 exons. Gene Ontology annotation, cellular component: nucleus; mitochondrion.